UCCCCCUCUGAAGGCUUCUGAAGUGUGAGCAGCACCUCCUGACUCCUGCCAGAAUAAACUCUCCCCAGCAUGCAAGCUUUCCCACUCGGCGCCACCUGGGCGAGCCUCAGCCUUGGCCUCCUGCUGCUGCUUGGCCUCUGGCUGGACGGAGGUGUGCGAGCCAAGGAGUUGAAGUUUGUGACAGUGGUGUUUCGUCACGGAGACAGAAGUCCCAUUGAAACAUUUCCUAAUGAUCCCAUUGGGGAAUCCUCAUGGCCAGAUGGGUUUGGCCAACUCACUCAGCUGGGAAUGAAACAGCAUUAUGAACUUGGAGAAUACUUAAGGAAAAGAUAUGGAAAAUUCUUGAAUGAGUCCUAUAAACGUGAACAGGUUUAUAUUCAAAGCACAGAUGUUGACCGGACUUUGAUGAGUGCUCUGGCAAACCUAGCAGCCCUGUUUCCCCCAGUGGGCACCAGCAUCUGGAACCCCAGCCUGCUCUGGCAGCCCAUUCCAGUGCACACAGUUGCUGUCUCUGAAGACCGGUUGCUCUACCUGCCUUUCAGGAACUGUCCUCGUUUUCAAGAACUUGAGAGUGAGACUUUGAAAUCUGAGGAAUUCCAGACGAGGAUUCAACCUUAUAAGGAUUUUAUAAAAACUUUGCCAACACUUUCAGGAUUUCAAGGCCGGGACCUUUUUGAAAUUUGGAGUAAAGUCUACGAUCCUUUAUAUUGUGAGGGUAUUCACAAUUUCACUUUACCCUCCUGGGCCACAAAGGACACAAUGACUAAGUUGAGAGAAUUAUCAGAAUUAUCCCUCUUGUCCCUCUAUGGAAUACAUAAGCAGAAAGAGAAAUCUAGACUCCAAGGGGGUGUCAUGAUUAAUGAAAUCCUGAAUCACAUGAAGAGUGCAACUCAGCCACAAAAGUACAAAAAAUUUGUCAUGUACUCUGCGCAUGACACUACUGUGAGUGGCCUACAAAUGGCGCUGGAUGUUUACAAUGGAAUCCUACCUCCUUAUGCUUCCUGUCACUUGAUAGAAUUGUAUCUUGAGAAGGGUGAGUACUUUGUGGAGAUGUACUAUCGGAAUGAGACCCAGCACGAGCCACACCCCCUCACACUGCCGGGCUGCACCCACAGCUGUCCUCUGGAGAAGUUUGAUGAGCUGGUUACCCCUGUGAUACCCCAAGACUGGUCCACGGAGUGCAUGAUCACAAGCAACCAUCAAGUUCUAAGGGUCAUCCUCGCCAUUGCCUUUUGUUUGGUGUCUGGAGUCCUAAUGGUGCUGCUGUUUGUCCUCGUCCGCCAUGGGCCCUGCUGGCAGAGAGAGUCCUACAGGAACAUCUGAACUGAUGGAUGUACAACUGCAGACAAGCAGGGCCAACCUCCAGUGAUACAGGACCUCCCAACAAUGAAGCAUUUGAAGGAUUCAAAGCACAAGCUUUUGCCACUGGGCAUUGCUCUGCCCACACUUCCUUUCUGGACCUACUUAGAGCACAGUCUGAACCCACAGCUACCCAGGGUCAGCUGCUUGACCAACAGGUUACUUAGGUCUUCUCAACACUGAAUAAGGGUAUGGGCUGCUCCAGUGGCUAGAAAGAAGCUCUUCUGUAGAGAACAGUUGUAUUCCCUGACAGAGAUGUCCAGAGAGAACUAAGAAGCCCUUUGCAAAAAGCAAAGGAUGAGAAAGUGGGACAAAGACAUAGAGUAGACAAGACUAGAUACUGGAAAAUGUUAGAGUAGAAGUGGUAUUAAAUAAGAUGAUCCUUUAAAAACAGACACAUUGAGAAAUUAUAAAUAAACUUACUUAGCUAUUAAGUAGAUUUAAUAUAUAUGCAUACACACUCAUGCAUAGCCCUCAGAAGCAGUUCCCACCCAGUGUUUAAUGUUAACAGACUUCUGUAUGUGUACUUAACACACACAUAUAUGUAUAUUUAUAUGUUAAAUGCCUUUGAAGGGGUGUUUUAUUCUCAUAAACUAAUAUGAACUUUUCAGGUCAUUUCUCACAAUUUCAAUGUUGGAGAGUAACUGGAAAAUCCAUGGUUCUUUUACUUUAACCUCCAUUAUCAGAGUUAUAUUUUUAUACAAUUUGAUUUCUUUAUUUCAUUUUAAAAUUGUGAGUUCUUACAUUGAUAAGGGCCAUCUCUGGCCAUGAUAAAAUGUUUUUUUAAUUGCCACAAAUAUAUCUAAUUUUUUUUGGUACUGGUGAUUAAACCCAAGGCCUCAAACAUAUUAAGUGAGUGCUCUCUCUACCUCUGAGCUAUAUCCUCAAUCUUAUUUGAAUUUUCUAAGUGGUGAGGUGGACUGAGAGUCAGCCCUUUGCCUCAAUGCCUCACUGGCUUUUGGCCAACAAGUUGGAACAAAUUCUUUUAUACCUUCAACCUUGGCUUCUUAAUCUAACAAGGAAGAACAAGGACUGGAUGGGCAUAAAAUUCUCAUCUGGUUCUCAUGCUCUGUGAGCAAUUUUUUUUUUCAUUGUAUGCUAUGGCUAGGUCAUUGCCCAAGCAGGCACUUUCACAGAUGGUGCCAUUGCAGAUUACUACAAUGACACUUACUAAAAUUUAUUCUAAACAGUUUUAUCUUUGAACAUCCAACCAUUCAACUGGUGAGAAAUUCAAUCUCAUUUCUUAGUAGAGUUCUCUAUCCUUCACAUUUGACUGAGAUCCCAGAGUGUACCUAGUAGAAGUCAGAGAAAGGUCCUCUAUGCCUCUUUCCAUCCUGGUCUCCAAUAAGUUCACUGUCUACCUAUGUGGUUUUCUGAAGACAAGCAGAGGACAUUUGUGCCAUAGCUCCCAAGACCACACACUGUUGGGAUUCACCAUGUGGGGACUGCCUAAUCCAGUUGCUAAUAUUUUUGCCCAGCACAGAAGUCCAUCUCCCCAACCCCUCCACCCUCACCCUAUCUUUUGGAUCUUCCUCUCCUCUUGAAACCCAUAGCUUCUGCCUGUUAAAUGCCAAGCACCUCCCUCUAUAACCCUUAUUUUGCAAAUAAUUCUCAUUGAGCCAAAGCUAUUGCAAACAAAAACCUAAAAAGGACCUUCCUUCCUUCCUUCCUUCCUUCCUUCCUUCCUUCCUUCCUUCCUUCCUUCCUUCCUUCCUUCUUGUGUUGAGGAUUAUGCCCAGGACCUCACAUACCCCUAGACGUUCUAUCACUGAACCACAUCCUCAGGCCCAGAAGUUGUUUUCUCUUGCCUGACAACUUCUGAUUCCUGCUGUAACACAAAAGCCAAGAAAGGGCUGGGGAGGAGAGGUGGCUGACUGCAUUCUUAACUUGGGAAAAGGGAAAACUUCCACAUCAGCAAGGACAAAGGACAAAUUGCUAUCUUGAUAAAGUAGCCAGCCAUAUUGGUAAUUAAGCCAUAAUAUUUUAUGCUAAUAAGUGAUAAGACUUAAAAAUUGAAAUAUAAACCACAAGGGAUGAAUUUUCUCAUUCAUUCAACAAACAUUGAUAGAGGACUUGCUAUUUGCUAGUCACUAACCUAGAUGCUAAAUUGUCCAAUCCUAUUGGAUUAUCAAGGGGUUUGACUCCAAUAACAAUCUCAUAUGGGGUUUGAAGAAUGUAAAAGUAAAAUCUUUCACAACCUUUUCUCCAUAUCAUGUUUUAAUAUUGUCAGUGGCUUAAAGGACUUCUACUUUCUAUUGGUUCUGAGGGGGUUUUUUCCUCCAUUUUUCUUCCUUCUGCUGUUUCUUAUGAGUAUUAUAAAGAAAGCUCUCAGGCUCAUCUUAGCUAUUUACCAUCUCCAGAGUGAUCCUGUUGAUAAAUACGGUAGUUGUUUUUUCAUAUUUCAUGGCAGAAUGAAAAACUACAAGUGACAAAUGACCUAAAGGGCUAAAGCAAAAAUCACAAAUGUGCUGUAAAAUUUUUCAGGAAAUAUGCUAAUCAUCCAACUUCAACAAAAGAGAAGAUAAACUCUCUCUACUGAUAAGAUUUGCUUUUUUAGAUGAAUCAGAUGUAGUAAGUCCAGUUACCAUCAUGAUAAACAAUGUUUGAAAGGUGAUGGCUAGCGCUGAGAUUGUCUCUGCUCUUAAAUGUAUUCCUUGGCAUUUGAACCACUACAGAAGCCUUUGAAUAGCAUCCAAAUGAGGCAGUAAUCAUUAUGUUGAUGAUAAUGACACAGCACAAAGAAAGUAUUAAGAGAAUAUCAUUAUGAAAAGGACAAUUAAAAGAGUGCAAGUAUUAGAGUGAAACAUUUUACUCGAAGUCGUUCAAUCAACAGCUUUUUAUAUUAAGCUUGGCAUUUCUUCUCCUUGAAUUCAAUCUUGUCUCUUAUCUUCCCAACUUCGUGUUCUUUUUCUGUCUUGUUCUAAUAUUGUUAACAUUGAUUCUUUCUUCAUAGCUGGGGAAGUUUCUUGGUAAAUGAAAGAUAAAGAGUUAAUUGUGUUCUUUUAAAAACUCUUACCAGAAGCCAGGCAUGGUGGCACACACCUGCAAUCCCAGCACUCUGGAGACCAAGACACCAGGAUCGCCAUGAGUUCGAGGCCAGCCUCAGCUACAUAGUGAGUUCAAGAUCAGCCUGAACUAUAUCACCAGACCCUGUCUCAAAAAACAACACAAAAACUCUUACCAGAAACCCGUUUGUGCAAUAGAUGCAAAAUUUGGUACUUUAGAUCAGGGCUAUCUAAUAGAAAUGGAAUGCAGGCUGCAAAUAAAAGCCAUGUAUAUGACUUUUAAUGUUCUAAUGGCCAUAUUUUUAAACGAUAAAAAGACGAAAUGAAUUCUAACAAUGAAAUUGUGUUUUGCCAAAUUCAUCUAAAAUAUUAUUUCAUUGUGCAAUUAAUAUUUUUUAAAUGUUAAUGAAUAUUUUAUGGGGUUUUUUCAUACUUACUAUUUAAAAAUCUGAUGUGCAUUUUACCUUUGCAGCACAUCUCCAUUUGCACUAGCCACAUUUCAAAUCUCAGUAACCACAUCCUGGUGACUAGCAUUAUCACAUCACAUACUGUCAAAAGAUGACAACUUUCUUAAAGCAGGAGAAUGUAUUCUUUGUUAUUUAUAAAAUCCAUUUUUAUGCUACUGUGAAAAAAUAAAAAUCAUCUUUAUUAUCUAUACUUUGUAUUUUGUGUGUGACUAAACUGGUGAAAGGUUUUUCUGCAAUGUUUUAUUUCAAACUUUCGUAACAGCAGCAGCCCA
Molecule: messenger RNA, 5103 nt
Organism: Heterocephalus glaber (naked mole-rat)
Lineage: Eukaryota; Metazoa; Chordata; Mammalia; Rodentia; Bathyergidae
Gene: Acp3
Product: acid phosphatase 3
Biological process (GO): dephosphorylation
Cellular component (GO): plasma membrane
Molecular function (GO): phosphatase activity
Source: RefSeq, a predicted model, not a curated record